Molecule: messenger RNA, 660 nt
Organism: Guillardia theta CCMP2712
Lineage: Eukaryota; Cryptophyceae; Pyrenomonadales; Geminigeraceae
Exons: 3
Biological process (GO): lipid metabolic process
Source: RefSeq, a predicted model, not a curated record
AAGAUUGCUCUUGCGAUCGAGGGGGGGGGCCUUCGGGGGAGCGUCCCAGCAGGGAUGGCAGCGGCGAUUUCUUACCUGGGGCUCGGAGAUGCGUUCGACAUGGUGCUGGGAUCGUCCGCUGGCUCCAUCAUAGGAUCCUACUUUGUCGCGAGAACCGAUGCCGACAGUCACUGUCAGAUCACCUACGAGUUCUUCUGCAACCAUCUGACGACGUCGAGGGAGAAGCUCAACGGGACGAACUGGCUCGACAUGGGGAGGCUCAUCGAUUUGUUUGCACCUUCUUCCAACCAGCAAUCCAAGAGUGCGGUGAUGGUCCUGGACUAUCCCAUGAAGACCAUCAUGCAAGAGAUGCUCCCGGUCAACUGGACCUCUUUCAAGGCAAGGAACGACAGGCAGCCUCUGAAAGUGAUCGCGACAGGGCUGUUCUCGGAGGGACCGGUUGUUCUUGGCUCCGAAGAGGGGAGCUUUGAUGACCUGGCAUCCCUCUGUGAAUGUGUCAAGGCUUCCUGCAUGCUGCCUGGGGUAGCUGGAAACGAUGGCUUCGGCCUGUCCGACAUGGAGCCCAUGGUGGACGCUCUCGUCUACGAGCCCAUCCCCUACAGGUCGGCGAUCGACUACGGCUGCACCCACGUCCUGGUCCUCCGGUCGUUCCCCGACGGC